Leucoraja erinaceus (little skate) is the source of this 2042-nucleotide messenger RNA. Its product is annotated as sorting nexin-12. The transcript is spliced from 5 exons. Gene Ontology annotation, biological process: endocytic recycling; late endosome to Golgi transport. Gene Ontology annotation, cellular component: early endosome membrane; retromer complex. Bases 189 to 680 code for a protein of 163 amino acids. NCBI's taxonomy places the organism in Eukaryota, Metazoa, Chordata, Chondrichthyes, Rajiformes, Rajidae. Gene Ontology annotation, molecular function: phosphatidylinositol-3-phosphate binding. The record is from RefSeq and is a predicted model, not a curated record.
AUAUAUGCGCGAUCCCGGGUUGGAAGGAUAGGCCCGCCCCAAUGUGCGAAAAGCAGAGUAGGUAAUCGUUGAGGGUGGACGCUGACAAUUAUUUGCGUUUUUAAACGCCUGUGAGUGAACGCGCGCGCACUGGCCGUAAGGAAAGCGGAGCGGGGUUUGAACCAAAGUUGCUUCGCCUUGGCGGUAAGAUGGCGGAGGCACUCGGGGUGGCGGACACCCGCCGGCUGCACAGCAAGCCGCAGGAUCUCAACGAUGCUUACGGGCCUCCCAGCAACUUCCUGGAGAUCGACAUCUUCAACCCGCACACCGUCGGCGUGGGCAGGACCAAGUACACCACCUACGAGGUCCGCAUGAGGACCAACCUCCCUAUUUUUAAGAUGAAAGAUUCGUGCGUGCGCAGACGAUACAGCGACUUUGAAUGGUUAAAAAGUGAAUUGGAGCGAGACAGCAAGAUUGUUGUGCCACCAUUACCCGGAAAAGCUUUGAAACGACAGCUUCCGUUUAGAAUGGAUGAAGGAAUUUUUGAAGAAUCCUUUAUAGAAGAAAGAAGAGUUGGAUUAGAACAAUUCAUUAACAAAAUUGCAGGUCAUCCACUGGCCCAGAAUGAACGCUGCCUCCACAUGUUCUUGCAAGACGAAUGCAUCGAUAGGAAUUAUGUACCUGGCAAAGUACGUCAAUAGAUUCUUUGUAAGUGGACUUCUAAAGACUAAUAGGGAAGCAAAUGUGAGUCACCUGCAGCGCUUUGGAUGGAAAGGCUGUUGACCUGAAGACAAUUACAGUUGUUAGUCUCAAUGUUAAUCUGCUGCCCUGCUGUCUUGUUGCUCUUUCAUCUUUUCUGACCUUAAUUUGUUCUUCUAUCCUGUUUACUGCUUGUACUCGAUACUUGUGCAUCAACGUUUUUGCUGUAGCGAUCUUUAGCAAUACCAUUUGUAUUCCUGCCAUUUUGAAUUGAGGAACAAUUGUUUUUUUAAUUUCAACAGUUAUCGAAGGAAAGGUUUAACAAAUGGGGUGGGACAUGAGGAAAGUCUUCAAAUAUUUAUCAGCCAAGGCAGUUCAGUGACCUAAUUGAUGCUGAUUUACUUUGAAAUGGGCCCUCUAUUUUGGACGUAUUCAUAACAUUUGAAAUUGCCUUUUGUUGUGGGAAGCUUGUUUUUUCCUUGUGGAUUGUAAUGUGUGAAGCCUGUUAUUUCAUGGUUCAAUACUUCUAUCAAUAUUUGCCCCAGCUUGGGGGAUAACCCAUUAUUAAGACCUUGGUGUUUACAAUGUUUCCGCAUGUAGACCCAAAAGUGAAAAUAGAGUGUUGCCACGGUUGGUUUGGAGCAAUGAAUGAACCUGAAGGCCAAGGAGGCAGACCAAGCUGCUGGCAAAUUGGAGAUUGCUGAAAUGCAGUGACCUAUGUAUAGCCUGGAGCUUUCCUGUUUCACCAGGGUGAAGGGAGGAGUGAAGAAAACCAUUCACUAUAUUUUUGGUUCAUUGAGUUGGAGAUGUGCAUAAUAUUUUGGGACCAAAUGGAUUUGGAAUAUCCAGUUUCUUAGCUGGGUGUGGAAUAGUAAUUGAAACAAAUGCACUAAUACAUUGGGACUGUUCAGUUUAUACUUCUGGGAAUACUGAACUAGAUGUAUAACUCUGUAUCCUAUCUAUGAAUGGGUAUGUACAAUAUGCUCUGCACUUGAAGAUUGAUUCUCUCAGUGUAGGGGUGAUGCUCUAGGAGAAUCUUUGCCAAAGAUCAUUGCAAAAUGCAAUCUGUCUCUCCCUCCAGAAACCAGAAAUGAAUCUGAUUUUUGUUUAGUGGAUAAACUGGCAUAAGGAGCUGACAGUUGAAUCUUGUAUUCAGCAUUGUUGCCAAUAAUGUGUCCUCCUGACCUAUUCGACACUUAAAGCAGAGUUUUCUGUAAAUUCACUUUGUACUAUUAUAUUGGUUUUAUUUAGAUGCCUUUUGUGUGUCACUGAGAAAGGAUUACUCUUACUAUGUUAAGCAGCUUUCUCUUGAUCUAACAGAUGUGUCCACUUAUUGCAUUCAUAAUAAACCACUGUAAAAAUCA